GCCAUUCGGAGGGCGAUAUAUCCCGUUUAGAACGCACCGUAAAGUUGUAAAAAUGAAAUAACAUGGGUGUAAAACCGUGAAUGUGUUUGGACGAAUAUCGUCACAUGACGUGUCACCUGUUUCAGUAGCGGAACUCGGUAGAUAAUACACAGCAACUGUCCAUCUUGAGCAGCCAUUUUGGAUCAACAGUCAAAGCCUAUGGUAAAAGCUCCCCGUUUUCUUUUAGUACAGACCGAUUCGCCGUCUGCGAGUUUAGAGCCAGCAUGGCGUCCAUUCGCACAAACCAUAAAGCAUCCAUAUAAACCUUGGGAGGAUCGUCUAAAAAGAGGAAACAGACCCGCCAUUUUCCUACAAACCUCCAGUCCUUCUAGACCCAGCAGGGGGAGGCGAGAUCCGAGAGGAGAGCAUCUGAGAAGGAAAGGGGGAGUUAGAAAGAGAGAGAGACGGUGGGAGAGGGAGAGUGCGUGACAGAGGGAUUGAGAGAGAGAGUACGUUUUUAAUAGAAGAGGAAACGUUUGGUGGCGAAAUUGUGCACAUCCCAGGGACUGCCAGCAUUGUAGUCGGAUUUAAAAGCCCAAACAGAUUUCCCCCUCUUUUUUGUUUUCUCCUUUUUCUGUUUGUUUAAAUCUGCGAAGAUGUCUGGACAGAGCAUAACGGACAGGAUUGCUGCAGCGCAACACAGCGUUACCGGUUCCGCAGUGUCCAAAACGGUGUGCAAGGCGACCACGCACGAAGUCAUGGGGCCAAAGAAGAAACAUUUGGAUUAUCUGAUCCAGUGCACCAAUGAGAUGAAUGUUAACAUCCCUCAGCUAGCCGACACGCUGUUUGAGCGCACCACCAACACCAGCUGGGUGGUCUUGUUCAAAACCCUCAUCACCACACACCACAUUAUGGUCUAUGGCAACGAGAGAUUUGUACAAUAUCUGGCCUCCAGGAACACAUUAUUCAACCUCAGUAAUUUUUUGGACAAAAGUGGGUUACAAGGAUAUGACAUGUCCACCUUCAUCCGGAGGUACAGCCGCUACUUAAACGAAAAGGCCGUCUCGUACCGACAAGUGGCAUUUGACUUCACGAAAGUAAAACGAGGGGCGGUUGGAGUCAUGAGAACUAUGAACACAGAGAAGCUCCUUAAGACGAUUCCAAUCAUCCAAAACCAGAUGGACGCCCUUCUCGACUUCAACGUAAAUGCCAAUGAGCUCACAAACGGGGUCAUUAACGCAGCGUUCAUGCUUCUGUUUAAAGACGCCAUCCGCCUGUUUGCAGCCUACAAUGAAGGGAUCAUCAACCUGCUCGAGAAGUACUUUGACAUGAAGAAAGUCCAGUGUAAAGAGGGUCUGGACAUCUAUAAGAAAUUCCUCACUCGCAUGACAAGAAUCUCAGAGUUUCUCAAAGUGGCAGAGCAAGUGGGAAUCGAUCGGGGGGAUAUACCUGACUUAUCACAGGCCCCCAGUAGCCUUCUCGAUGCCCUGGAGCAGCACUUGGCUUCAUUAGAGGGGAAAAAGGUUAAAGACUCCACGGCCGCCAGCAGAGCUAGUACUCUGUCCAACGCUGUGUCCUCCCUGGCCAACACGGGUAUCUCUUUCACCAAAGUUGAUGAGAGGGAGAAGCAGGCUGCGCUGGAGGAAGAACAGUCACGAUUAAAAGCACUUAAGGAGCAGCGUCUGAAGGAACUUACUAAGAAGCCCUCCACGUCCUCCACGACUGCUGCAUCCCCCGUUUCCACGGCGACAGGCACCAUCAGCACCGCCCCAGCCAUUGACCUGUUCUCCACACCCAGUAGCUUCACUAACAAUAUACCGAAGGUUCCGAACGAUCUGUUGGACCUGCAGCCAGCGUUCCAGCCCACCCUGCCUCUCUCCUCUGGCCUGCCUUUAACCAACUCAUGGGGAGAUCCUUUCACCUCUACAGAAGCCGUUGAUGACUCCAUUCCAAACUUAAAUCCUUUCCUUACAAAACCUGUUGUUGAUCCCAUGCAUCUGCCUGUUGUGUCUUCAGAUGCUGUUAGUUUUUCUAGGACGCCCAGUCAUGAAAUGUUUGGUGAUAAUUACAAUCCCUUUAUUGAUUCGAGGUGUUCUGUUGCGUCACCCGUCGAGCCGUCUGCUCAGAUGGGCUGCUUCCUCACAGACUCCUUCUGUUCUCUGGCUGCUGCCUAUCCUAACACUCCUCUCUUCCAAUCUGAGCCCUCCGCUGUAGCUGGACUAUUCGGAGGGUUCUCGGCUCCUCCUGCUGCCCAGCCUCCCAGCUCGACAGGUCUUAGUGUCGACUUCGAUUCUGUGUUUGGCAAUAAGUCCGCCACCGGCAAUGCAGACUCCGCUGGUGGCAUACUGAAACCCACAGUGGCCUCUCCCAACCAGGGCCUUACGUCCAGUGCCCAACAGCAAGGCAAACUGGUUUCCGAUGACUUGGAUUCCUCCCUGGCAAACCUUGUGGGCAAUCUCGGUAUUGGAAACGGAACAAUGAAAAAUGACAUUCAUUGGAGUCAACCUGGAGAGAAGAAGUUGACAGGAGGAACCAACUGGCAACCAAAGACUGCUCCAAGCACAACAUGGAACCCUGCCACCAUGAAUGGCAUGCUUUUCCCACAAUACGCACCCUCUGUAAUGGCCUUCCCCGCCACAACGCCCACAGGCAUUAUGGGAUACGGAAUGUCCCCUCAGAUGGGCUCCAUGGCGAUGAUGACCCAGCCCACUAUGAUGUACACGCAGCCUGUGAUGCGGCCGGCGAACCCUUUCGGCCCUGUCUCAGGAGCACAGCUUUCCACUGCCUCUAGUCCUUCCAGUUCAAGUCCUCUCAGAGCUGCGGGACAGGACCCUUUUGCACAGCACUCUCUGAAGGAUUUCCUUUAGAACGUCUUUAGAUGCAGUUCAUGUAGGUGAAGAAGGGUCGACGUUUCCCAAGGAUGAAUCACACAGCAAAUCUCAAACCUUUAAUCACUCUCCAGUCGGCCGUUGGGCUCCUCACUGAGAGUUCUGCCCCGGUACAAACCUGUACGGGAAUCAGAGGGGAAGGGUGGGUGGGGCAUUAUGGGAAUUGAUAGGUUAUGGGGGGGACUGUUGCCCUGUCAGAUGGAAUACGUGACGCUCCUUUUGUAAUUUGUAUAACACAGUUACAUUGUGCUGUUAUUGUAUUGAUCAGCAUGUGUCAUGAGAAGUAAGCGAGUGUCGGAAUGUGUUCUCUCAGCUUCACUUUUUCCAAAAAUGUUGGAUCGGGGGUGGGAAACGGGGGGAGGUUGUCUUUAUCCGAUCGUCAAUCAAGCAUUACCUAAUUUAACCAUCACCAAAUAGAAAUUCUAACAUCCGUUUCUACUAUGAUUUCUACUUUAUUUUUAUUUUUCUAUGUUUGAAAAGCUGUCUGUAAUAGACAUUCAUUGUGUAUUGUCUGUAUUUAUUUAUGAUUUAUCCACUGAGAACAUAAGAAACAAAAAAGGACGAUCUCUUUCCAAGCUCUUCCUCACGGGAGGCGUUUAGGAGUAUGUGUUGAUGAUAUGGGAAUGAUUGGUUGUAAAAUUCGGAUUUCGAGAGUAACUCAAUUAUAAAAAAUAUAUAAUAUAAAAAAUGAAAUGGGGGGGCAUCUAUAGACUGACUGAAAAAGCACUAAGUAUUCUGAGAAACAGUUGUAUGUCUAGUGCAAUUUCUUUGUAACUCAAACGCUCACCACCCUUCAUUUGUAAGGAAUAUAGGAGAAACCGCACAAAUCAUGCCACAUUGUAGUCAGUUCUGUGUCCUGGGGGGUGGGAGGGCGUCUCGCGGAGAAGCAUAUAUCGAAUUAGCAAAGCACUACAUUCGUGAUUCUGCAGCAUUGAAUUGGGGAAGAUCUGUAUUGCUUUUUGCUUGGCACGUCAUUAUUUUACAUUGACCGUUACAUGGCUGCCUUUUCAACAUGAAUGUGCAGGGUCGCCUUCAUGUUCGGGCCACCCUUCUUAGCAAAGAGAGGAGAACGAUUGUGUGUGCGUUUGUGUAUGAGUGAGAGAAUGGAAGUGAGGACUGUAUUUUGGUAUCAUCGGGGUUGUAGCUUCUUUGAAAUUAGCUGUAGGUCAGGCAGCGAGAGAAUAGGGGGUGCUGUUGAUCAGAGCUCGGUGUACAUAAAACUGUCCGGUAGGGGAGCAUGUGAAGGGUGGUUUGAAGAUGAGGGCGAUUCUAUCCAUUGAUUUAGCAUAUUUACUGCAUCAUCCCUGCAGAUUCUAUUUUUGUUUAUAUGACAAAAAAUAAAGCAGAAUUUGGGUGAUUUUCAAAUAAAGUACAGCUUCCACAGAACAAAA
Messenger RNA from Triplophysa rosa, 4258 nucleotides. RefSeq names its product phosphatidylinositol binding clathrin assembly protein a (gene picalma). Gene Ontology annotation, biological process: synaptic vesicle budding from presynaptic endocytic zone membrane; clathrin-dependent endocytosis; clathrin coat assembly. The record is from RefSeq and is a predicted model, not a curated record. NCBI's taxonomy places the organism in Eukaryota, Metazoa, Chordata, Actinopteri, Cypriniformes, Nemacheilidae. The coding region runs from base 636 to 2846 and encodes 736 amino acids. The transcript is spliced from 25 exons. Gene Ontology annotation, cellular component: clathrin-coated vesicle; synaptic vesicle; extrinsic component of presynaptic endocytic zone membrane. Gene Ontology annotation, molecular function: SNARE binding; phosphatidylinositol-4,5-bisphosphate binding; clathrin heavy chain binding.